Salvia miltiorrhiza (redroot sage) is the source of this 2437-nucleotide messenger RNA. RefSeq names its product fructose-bisphosphate aldolase 3, chloroplastic-like. Gene Ontology annotation, cellular component: cytosol. Bases 1036 to 2217 code for a protein of 393 amino acids. Gene Ontology annotation, biological process: fructose 1,6-bisphosphate metabolic process; glycolytic process. The transcript is spliced from 6 exons. Gene Ontology annotation, molecular function: fructose-bisphosphate aldolase activity. The record is from RefSeq and is a predicted model, not a curated record. NCBI's taxonomy places the organism in Eukaryota, Viridiplantae, Streptophyta, Magnoliopsida, Lamiales, Lamiaceae.
GUUAAAAUUGGCUCUUUAUUUUUGCUAUAUCUUCAAUGACACUAAUUCUAAUUCUAAGACACAAAAUAAAAUUACACGAACAUAAUUUAACCAAUGAAAACAGAUGCACAUGCACCCAAUUCUAAUUCUAAAUUCCUAAUCUAGCUGCAAAAGCUACGCACGCACAAGCACACUCUCAAUUCUUUUACCACAAAACCCUGUCCAGCGCCGCCGCCCAUCACCCAACAGCCGUUCCCGUCCGCCGGCGCCACCGCCCUCCAGCCGCAUCACCGCCUUCCAGCAAGUAGCAGCCAUCGCCGCAGCACCUCUGCACAUUUUAGAUUUCCAGGAAAAGCAAAUUAAGAUCGAAAGGUUACUAUUUUCCCCAAAUUCAUUCUCUCAUUUGCUUCUGAAGCAAAUGUAGAAGUAGCUGAAUCGACUUUUUUUCCUUUUUCAUGGGUGCCAUUCAUUUUUGUUUAAUGCAUAUCUCUCAUUUGUUAAAGCGGAACUCUCGAUUAUUAUUAGGAAUUGAGGAUUUUGUCGAGAGGCAAUAUUUAAUUUCACACUGCACUUUUGCAUAAUUUCAUUCCAAACUAAUUGAAUUGGAAAACUCGACAGUAAGAAAGACCAAAUAGUUCGAUUUCUUUAUUUUCCAAAAUUUUCUGAAAUUUAAUUUCUUUUUUUCUUUCGGGUAUUUGGUUAUCCAAAACCGAGUCGGUAACACCUAUUUCGGUUCGGUAAUGGGUAUUGAAAAUGGGCGAUUUUCGGGUUCGGGUAACCGAAAAUUUUGGUUCGGAUACCCAAACCGGAACGGAUCGACAGGCCACAAAAUAUUAUUUUUUUAAAAUCGAUAAAAAAUUGCUCAAGUUUGGUCAAGGGGUUGUUGUAAGUGUCGUUGCUUGGUAGAUCCGCGCGGCCAUUGUCCUUUUCGUAUAUAAAUCAAUUUCUCCGAUACAACCAACCAAAACCAAUACUAUACUUUCUCACUACAUUCCACCAAAGGUCUCUCUCUCCAGCUCUACUUUUCGCUGCAGGAGCUACUUGCUGAGCAAAGAGAUGGCUUGCUCAAGUGUGGUCAAACUCAACGCCGCCUCCUCCUCGUGGAUCGCAGGCCAGAAUUCGUUCAAUAAGCCGACCGGAUCGUCGGCGGGAUUCCCCAACCGCCGCGUUUCCGUCAUCCGCGCCGGAUCUUACACCGACGAGCUCCUCAAGACCGCUAAAUCGAUUGCAUCUCCUGGUCGGGGAAUCCUUGCAAUUGAUGAAUCCAAUGCAACGUGCGGAAAGAGGUUGGCCUCCAUUGGACUUGACAACACAGAAACAAACCGACAGGCUUAUAGACAACUUCUGCUGACCACUCCUGGCCUGGGUGAUUAUAUUUCUGGUGCUAUUAUGUUUGAGGAGACACUUUACCAGUCAACUACAGAUGGAAAGAAGUUUGUUGACUGUUUGCAUGCUGAGAAUAUUGUACCCGGUAUCAAAGUUGACAAGGGUUUGGUGCCUCUUCCUGGAUCAAACAAUGAAUCCUGGUGCCAGGGACUAGAUGGAUUAGCCUCUCGAUCUGCUGAAUACUAUAAACAAGGGGCUCGUUUUGCAAAAUGGAGAACUGUCGUUAGCAUACCCUGUGGUCCUUCUGCUUUGGCUGUUAAAGAAGCCGCUUGGGGGCUUGCACGCUACGCUGCUAUAUCCCAGGACAACGGUCUCGUGCCCAUUGUGGAACCCGAGAUUCUUCUUGAUGGGGACCACUCCAUCGACAGGACACUCGAAGUAGCAGAGCGAGUCUGGGCUGAGGUUUUCUACUACUUGGCGGAGAACAAUGUUGUCUUUGAAGGAAUUCUGCUCAAACCUAGCAUGGUGACCCCGGGAGCGGAGCACAAAGAGAAGGCCAACCCAGAAACCGUUGCCAAGUACACCCUCACCAUGCUUAAGAGGAGAGUGCCUCCUGCAGUUCCAGGAAUCAUGUUCUUGUCAGGAGGACAGUCUGAGGUGGAGGCGACUCUGAACCUGAACGCGAUGAAUCAGAGUCCAAACCCGUGGCACGUCUCCUUCUCCUACGCAAGAGCGUUGCAGAACACGGUGCUCAAGACAUGGCAGGGUCGCCCCGAGAACUUUGAAGCCGCACAGAAGGCGCUUCUCGUACGUGCAAAGGCCAACUCGUUGGCCCAGUUAGGAAAGUACUCGGCUCAGGGCGAGAGCGAGGAUGCUAAGAAAGGUAUGUUUGUUAAGGGCUACACCUACUAAGUCCAAGCGCUGUGCGUGACUUUUCUCAAUUUUGUUUUUUCCCCCUCAUUUCCUCAAAAUUAUGGAGUUUUUUUUUUUAAAUAUCAAUCAGUGGUAAUAAGUGGGAAUGGUGCCCAAAUCUUGGCUCUUUAGGAGGUUGAGUUACUGAAAAUGAGGGAAUACUGUAUUUUUAAGUGAUGCAUGCAUCAUAUAUAAACAUCUGGAUACUUUCGUGACUUUA